This is a messenger RNA of Eremothecium cymbalariae DBVPG#7215, 3141 nucleotides long. RefSeq names its product Nmd5p (gene NMD5). Gene Ontology annotation, biological process: protein import into nucleus. The record is from RefSeq and is a predicted model, not a curated record. Lineage: Eukaryota; Fungi; Ascomycota; Saccharomycetes; Saccharomycetales; Saccharomycetaceae. Gene Ontology annotation, molecular function: small GTPase binding. Gene Ontology annotation, cellular component: nuclear envelope; cytosol. The transcript has a single exon. Bases 1 to 3141 code for a protein of 1046 amino acids.
AUGGAUGUCAACGCUCUCUUGCAAUGCUUUUCAGGCACUUUGAAUCAUGAUGCAUCAAUAAGAAGUAAUGCUGAAUCGCAGUUAAAGGAACUAAGCAGGAUUCCUGGAUUUCUCGGGGCAUGUUUGGACAUUAUAUCCUCGCAGGGCGUGCCAGAAAACAUUAAACUGUCUGCUUCAUUGUAUUUCAAAAAUAAGAUUGCUUAUGGAUGGUCCGAGAAGGGACAUGGCAAGAAUGAAUUAUUGGACUACACCAUCGAUAACGAUGAAAAGCCAGUUGUGAAGGAUAUGUUGAUCAAAGCUUUGGUUCAAUGUUCCAGGAAUACUCCUAGUUGUAUCAGAUUGCUUCAGCCGGCGUUGAAUCAGAUUGUAUCUGUUGAAUACUCGCAGAAAAGGUGGGAUAAUUUGUUACUGGAGUCCUUUCAACCUCUAUCUUCUAAUGAUAUCCAUGCGGCGCAUAUUGGUCUUUUGUGUAUUGCAGAGAUCUUCAGAACAUACAGAUGGAAACAGAAUGAUGAUCGGCAGGACUUGGAGCUCCUCAUUGUUCAAUAUUUUCCUGAUUUGUUGAAUUAUGCUACUUCGCAUUUGUUUCAGGAUGGUGCUAAUAUGAAUAAUGCUCUUAUAGGAGAAAUGGUGAAGUUAGUGUUAAAAAUCUACAAAUUUCUUACUUAUAAUGAUUUACCCUUCACCUUGCAACGUUCUGACAGUUUUAUACCUUGGGCAAAUUUUCAUGUAAAAAUCAUCCAGCAGCAAUUGCCUAAGGAACUUUUGUCAUCCACUCAUGAUGAUUCAAUAAAAUCGAACCCAUGGAUUAAAGCUAAAAAGUGGGCUUAUGCAAACCUAUACAGACUAUUCCAGAGGUAUGCUUCUGAGUCGCUAAGCAAGAAGUUUAACUAUACCGAGUUCAAAUCUUUGUACAUCGAGAGAUUUUUACCUCAACUUUUACAGUUGUUGUUCCAACAAAUCGAACAAUGGGGUAACCAUGAUUUAUGGUUAAGUGAAGAAUCGAUUUACUAUAUUUUGGAGUUCAUUGGACAAACCGUUGUUCAAAAGGCUACCUGGCAUAUAGUCAAUCCACAUUAUUCAACUAUCUUAGAACAUGUUAUUUUCCCAUUAUUGUGUCCAAAUGAAACCACUCUAGAGAGUUUUGAGACUGAUCCUCAAGAAUAUAUUAACAGAAACUUGGAAGCUUGGGAUGACAAUUAUUCGCCAGAUUUGGCGGCUAUUUCGCUUUUGGUCACGGCAGUCAGAAAAAGAUAUAAAACUACCUUAGAGCCUACAGUGCGAUUCGUUAAUCAUAUUUUACAAAACAACGCGGCAGACCCUGAUAACAUGUCUCUUGAACAGGCAAUUAGAGUGGAGUCAUGCUUGAGGAUUGUCUCUAGUAUUUUGGAUAGGCUUAUCCACCCCAAGUCUCCAUAUGUGGAGCCAAUGGAAGGUUUCCUACAUGCUUUUGUCUUCCCUCUUUUCAAAAGUAAUUAUGGCUUUUUAAGAGCCCGUGCUUGUGAACUGUGUUCUAAAUUCUAUGAUUAUGAAUUCAAAAAAGAAAAUACCUUACGAAUAAUCUACCAAGGGGUAAUGAGCUGUUUUAACGAAGAAUCUGAUUCAUUACCUGUUAAGUUGCUUGCAGCUCUAGCACUGCAAACUUUUAUACAUGUACCAUUGUUCCAGGAAUCCCUAUCUACUGUGGUCGUCCCUACCAUGCAAAAAUUACUGCAGUUAUCCAAUGAGUUUGAGUCUGAUGCCGUUUCUGGCGUGAUGCAGGAAUUUGUUGAAUCUUUCUCCACUGAAUUGCAACCAUUUGGUGUUGAAUUAAUGAAUAACCUGGUCCAACAGUUUCUGAAGCUCGCUAUUGAGUUUCACGAAGCCUCGAACUUUGACAUCAACGCUUUAAAUGCAAGCGAGCUUCCUGAUGAAAGUGAUAAACAAUUAGCGGCACUUGGUAUUUUGUCCACAACGAUUUCUAUUCUUUUAUCAUUUGAGCACUCCACGGAUAUCGUUAAAAAUUUGGAACAAUCGUUUUAUCCAGCUGCAGAAUUUAUUCUGAAGAACGAUAUCGAGGAUUUUUACCAUGAAGCAUGCGAAUUCGUUGAAAAUUCCACCUUUUUAUUGCGCGACAUUUCUCCUAUUUCUUGGAAGAUUUUAGAAUUGGUAGGCGAAUGCAAUGAUAGGGAGUCUAGUAUGGUUUCUUUUUACUUGGAGGACUUUAUGUUGGCCAUCAACAAUUAUUUAGUCUACGGAAAAAAUGAAUUAAGACAAAAUAGUUUCUAUUCAACCAUUUUGUUCAAGAUUUACAAAAAUGCUAGCUCAAGUGAUGAGAAUGGCCUUGAUGAAUUGAAUGUUUUAAACGAUUUGUCCCAGAAAAUUGUUCUUUCAUUAGGUUCCAAUACUCCGAAAGAAUUUGUUCAGAAUAUUUUGACCGAUGCAGUAAAUUGUUUGAUUUCUGAGAAGGACGCUAUUAAAACACAAGUAGUUUUUGGCGUUACGACUUUCAAUGUCGUUGUGGCAUGCCUAGUUUAUUUUCCAAUCGAAACUUUGCAAUAUUUACGCUCCAGAGAAGUCUCUCAGGUAUUCUUUGAAGUCUGGUUUGGAAACUUCAUUCUGAAUUACAAGAGAGUCUAUGACAUUAAGCUUACCUUAAUGGCGCUGUUAAGCAUGCUUUCUCAUGUUUCUAUUCAAGACUUCUCUUCUUUAGGGUUGGAACCUGUUUUGAUAAAGAUGGGAUCUAUGAUUUCUAUGCUUCUUGAAAAAUAUCCGAAGUCUUUAAGAGAACUAAAGGACAAAAGGACUGAGUUUUCCUCUGAUGCAUUCCAAGUUGGAGAUACUCUAACUGACGGUGAGUGGGAAGAUUACGAUGAUGACGAAAAUGAUCCAGUUCAGGGUAAUCCUUACUUAGAGAUUGCCACGAAAGAAUCAGAAACAUUAAAAUUCAUUAGGGGUGAGAUAGGUGCUUUAGAUGAAGAUUUUGAUGACUUAUAUGAGGAUCCUCUUUCUGGUUCUGUAUUGGAUGACAUAAACAUCUACACCGUAUUCCAAAGCAUCUUUUCCCGUCUACAACAAACAGAUUCUGCAAAAUACCAAGCCAUUCUUGGUCCUAUGACCCAAGAGGAACAAUCGCAUUUAGUACAUGUUCUAAAUUUAUGA